CCGAACCUUCGCGAUGUCUGGCAACCGCGGCCAGCGCCGAGCCGUCGCGGUCGGCGGCCGGCGGCGUGCUCUGCCGCUCCACUGGCAGGCACCACCAGCUCCAGCUCCCGCGCGCGUGCAGAAAGGGAGUCGCUAGCUUUGGAGCUUUCCCACCCGGGCCAAGCUAAGCUAGCUCUAUAAAUCCAGCACCUCUCGCACCGAGCCGAGCUGCAACACUUCGAGGGCGCACGGAAAUAUCAAACGAUACGCUUAUCCUGUUGAUUAGGGAGACCAGAACCGUUCACGACUCGCACCAACACAUAGUACUAGCCCAGUCCAGGUAAGAACAUACUAGCACUAGGAUUUAGGAUCGAUAUGGCAAGCGUGGCCAUACGGGAAUGCCCAGCCGUGCUCCGGCCGAAUUGGUGUAUCUGGUUUCUCGAUCGGUAUGGAGUUGAGCAACAAAGACGUCCAAAUCCAAAUGGCCAGCCAGCUGAGCGAGCAGUCGUCCAGAGAAGACCUCCCGUCGCUGCUCAUCCAGGUUCCGUCUAGGACUAUCGCCGGCUUCGACUGCGUCGGCCGGGACGCCGUCACCCCCGCCGCCCUGAACGAGCAGAACAGCAAGGACACUGUCAUUAGCAUCCAGGCGCCGGCGACCCCACCAGCAGUUGCCCCUGUGCGCGCGUACGACGACACGCAGAUACCCUACUCCCUUUCCCUCAGCAUGCCGGCGUCGCCGUCGGGGCUCCACUUCUCGCAGUUCAGGGCGGCGUCCGUGAGCCGCAACGAGGCGCGCGCGGCGGCGGCGCCCUCCGACACCAAGCAGGUGGAGGUGCAGUCACCGCGGCUGCUGCAGCAGACGCGGUUCCACUCGCAGCCGAUCCUCCAUGCGUCCCAGAUCAACGACGGGGCGCGCAGGGCCGAAGGCACGCGCGACAAGAGGUUCGAUCCGUUCAAGACCUUCUCCGGCCGGCUUGAGCGGCAGCUCUCCAACCUGCGCGGCCGGCCGCUGGACCCCAUGGACCUCGGCUCCCACCAUUCCAAGAUCUCCGAGGAGACCGACCAGGUUCCGGGCACCGACCGCUACUUCGACGCCCUGGAAGGCCCCGAGCUCGACACCCUCAGGGCCACGGAGGUGGCGGUGCUGCCGAACGACGAGCAGUGGCCGUUCCUGCUGCGGUUCCCGAUCAGCGCCUUCGGGAUGGUCCUGGGCGUGAGCAGCCAGGCGAUCCUGUGGAAGACGCUGGCGACGGCGCCGCCGACGGUGUUCCUGCACGUGAGCCUCGCGGUGGCCCACGCGCUGUGGUACAUCUCGCUGGCGCUGAUGGGCCUGGUGUCCUGCAUCUACCUGCUCAAGAUCGUCUUCUACUUCGAGGCGGUCCGGCGCGAGUUCCACCACCCUAUACGCGCCAACUUCUUCUUCGCGCCAUGGAUCGCCUGCCUCUUCCUGGUGCAGGGCGCCCCGCGGGAGCUGGCCCAGGUGCACCACGGCGUCUGGUACAUGCUCAUGGCGCCCAUCUUCUGCCUGGAGCUCAAGAUCUACGGCCAGUGGAUGUCCGGGGGCCAGCGCCGGCUCUCCAAGGUGGCCAACCCGUCCAACCACCUCUCCAUCGUCGGCAACUUUGUCGGCGCGCUGCUGGGGGCCAAAAUGGGCAUCCGCGAGGGCCCCAUCUUCUUCUUCGCCGUCGGGCUCGCGCACUACAUUGUCCUGUUCGUCACGCUCUACCAGCGGCUCCCCACCAACGUCACGCUCCCCAAGGAGCUCCACCCGGUCUUCUUCCUCUUCGUCGCCGCCCCCAGCGUCGCCUCCAUGGCCUGGGCCAAGAUCAACGGCGAGUUCGACAACGGCGCCCGGAUUGCCUACUUCAUUGCGCUCUUCCUCUACAUGUCACUGGCGGUGCGGAUCAACUUCUUCAGAGGGUUCCGGUUCUCGCUGGCGUGGUGGGCGUACACGUUCCCGAUGACCGGCGCGUCGAUCGCGACCAUAACGUACGCGACGGAGGUGACCAACGUGCUUACGCGGACGCUGUCCAUCGGCCUCUCGGGCAUUGCCACCGUCACGGUCGCCGGCCUGCUGGUGACCACCAUGUUCCACGCCUUCGUGCUCAGGGACCUCUUCCCCAACGACGUCUCCAUCGCCAUCACCCGGAGGAAGCCCAAGUUCAGCAAGAUCCUCGCGCACUUCCGCUCCUCCAGCUCCGACAUGAAGGAGCUCGUGCUCUCCGUCUCCAAGUCGCCCAACGCCGACUCCGAUUCCUCGGUCACGGAGACCGAUCCGUCCGUCUCCAAAGGCAAAGCCGAGCCGUAGAGCGACACCCCGCUCGUGCUCUCGCGCAUACCUAGCUGUACAUAAUUCUUUUCAGUCUCUUUGACAAGACGAGCUUAAGAGCAGAAUGGAAGCAUGCAGCUGGUCGGCGUGAGUGCACAUACUGCCGUGGAAAGCAUGGAUAUAUCCUUGGAGCAAUUUUUGUGGUGAUGAGGGUAUAAUGUGAGGCACGGAGGUCGAUCCAUCUGUGUAUACGUCUACGGAUAUGUAACAGAAAUAAACCAACAAACAUUGUGUGGACCUUGCAGAAUUGGUUGAACGACUCAGAGGGUGUUUGUUUCCGGUGACUUAUUGAUUUAGGGACUUAAAAUAGUCUCUGUAAGUCUCUCUUUUUUUUGCGGGGAAAAGUCUC
Messenger RNA from Triticum urartu, 2657 nucleotides. RefSeq names its product S-type anion channel SLAH2. The record is from RefSeq and is a predicted model, not a curated record. Gene Ontology annotation, biological process: intracellular monoatomic ion homeostasis; transmembrane transport. Gene Ontology annotation, cellular component: membrane. Lineage: Eukaryota; Viridiplantae; Streptophyta; Magnoliopsida; Poales; Poaceae. Gene Ontology annotation, molecular function: voltage-gated monoatomic anion channel activity.